Molecule: messenger RNA, 2658 nt
Organism: Mauremys mutica (yellowpond turtle)
Lineage: Eukaryota; Metazoa; Chordata; Testudines; Geoemydidae
Gene: VRK3
Product: VRK serine/threonine kinase 3
Exons: 14
Coding region: 29-1507 (492 amino acids)
Biological process (GO): signal transduction; peptidyl-serine phosphorylation
Cellular component (GO): nucleus; cytoplasm
Molecular function (GO): ATP binding; protein serine/threonine kinase activity
Source: RefSeq, a predicted model, not a curated record
AGCGGGGCGGAGCGGCGCAGCGGCGGCCAUGGGGAGACGCGGCCGAGGCGGCAGGAGGUUGCCGCUGCUGGCAGAGCGGGCGGGCGCCGGGCGCCGAGCGAUCCCCGCGGCCCGCCCCAGCCCGGCUGCAGCGGCCCCGCGCGGUGUGUCCAGGCCGCGGCGGCCCAGGCGACAGGCGAGCUGCGCGGCCCGGGACGGGGCAGCGCACGGAAUGAUCAACUUUUGCCCGCAAUGUGGCCAAAAGGUAGAGACGGCAUUUCAUUUCUGCCCUGUCUGUGGGAAUAAGCUGCCUAAAGAAGAUAAUGAGGAACCAAUGCAACUCACUCCAGAUGCGUCUCUGUCCUCUCUGAAAGCCCUGAGGCAGAAUGAGCCAGUUCCAGAAACAAGAAAGACAGUGGAGUGGAUAUCUUCUGAGAAAAUACCAGCUUCCACUUCGACUGAAGAGGAGGUUCGGAGCCCACAGGCUGCUUCCCCAAGUACCAAGGUGGCAUCGAAGGCAAAGUUCAGUUCCCGAUCUCCCCGGCGGCUCAAGUCCACCUCCGUGGCACCUCUCCCAGAGGGCAAGAUCCUGACCGACCAGAACAGCAAGCAGUGGAAACUGGGGAAGCUUCUGAACCAGAGCGUGUGUGGGCUGAUGUAUGAAGCACAAUCAGCAUCUGGAGCCUGCCCUCAAAAGCAAAGAUACUUUCUCAAACUUGACGCCAAAGAUGGCAGGAUCUACAAUGAGCAGAUCUUCCUGCAGCGAGCAGCAAAGAAAAUCACAGUGGAUAAGUGGAAGAGGAUGCACUCGGUACCCUUGCUGGGGAUCCCAAAUUGCAUUGGCUUUGGACUCCAUGAGAGUAACUACAGGUUUCUGGUGUUCCCUGAAUUAGGGCGAACUGUUCAGUCAAUCCUGGACGAUGGCACAAACCUACUGACGGAGAAACCGGUUUUUCAGAUCGCCAUUAGGGUGCUAGACUCCCUGGAGUACAUCCAUGGAAACGAGUAUGUGCAUGGGGACAUCACAGCAGAGAACAUCUAUGUGAACCCAGACGACCUCACAGAGGUCACCCUGGCGGGUUACUGCUUUGCAUUCCGAUACUGCCCGGGAGGAAAGCAUGUGGCUCAGCAUGAAGGCAGCAGGACUCCUCACGAGGGCACCAUUGAGUUCAUGAGCCUGGAUGGGCACAGAGGAGCUGGACCAUCUCGCCGGAGUGACCUGCAGUCUCUGGGCUACUGCAUGGUGAAGUGGCUGUGUGGCGUCCUGCCCUGGACUGAUGACCUGGCUGAUGUGCACAAGGUCAUGGAGCAGAAAGAGAGGUACAAAACAGACGUGGUCGGGCUUCUGCGACUGUGCUUCGGCCGAAAACCGAUUCCAGAUGCCCUGCACAACUACCUGCAGCAAGCCCUGGCCUUGGCCUUUGAAGAGGAGCCAGACUACGAGGCACUGCGAAAGCUCUUGGGGAAGCCGCUGGAGAUGAAGAGAGCUUCAGCUUAUGACUCGGUGGACCUCAAGGUGGUGCCUUAGGGAACUCAGCAGUUCUGAAAGGGUUAAGAUGUCCUGAGGAUCACUUCUCAGUACAAGGGAGCUGGUUGGCUGUUCCCAAAGGCUGGAGCAACAUCAGAACUUGUGGCACUGUUCUUUGAUGCCAAAUGUGCCUAACCUGGUCAGAUUGGCUUUGCCUCUCUGUGUCCCUGCGGCUCGCAGACAGACUGUUGAGUAAGAGCCCUUUCUGGGUAGGGGGCAGGAGGAAUGAAGAUGUGCACAGCCUUUAGGUAGAGAGCUGCCCAGCUUCAUGCCACGCUCGUCCUUUGAAGCAGGCUCCUAGAGCUCCGCUUUCUCAGGGACGCUGACUGAGCAGUGAACACUCACUCUAUUCCCUCCUUGGAGGUAUAGGUGUAGCCCUAGUUUUGCUGAGUUCUGACAACUUGCCACCUUCAGAAGCGCCCAUGGCUAGUCUAAGGUCUCUCUGUGGUGUCCAUCAUCUUGGGAUCUAAGGUGGGUAGAGAAUGUGUUCCUGCUAGAUCAGGCAGCACGUGGCUGGUCAAGUCCACCUAAAUCUGCUAGCUAAAACGUCUCUCCCAUCUUGGAGGCUGUAAAAUUUGUUGGUAGCCACCAAGGUAUUGAACCAAGUUCAGCCCUAGCACAAUCUAGCCAAUUCACGUAGAGACUUGGCCCUUGUCUCAGCUUAGAGUCAGACCCAAGUAAAUUGGCUCCAGGUGGCACUGCCAACAGCACUGACACAUGCUCCAUCCCCUGAUUUAUGUUGUUCUUUGUGGCUUUUCAGAUCUCAAGAAACUGACAAACUGUGAGAGGUUUAACCUAUUGGAAGGGCCCUGCUCUGGGGCAGCCAGCUCCUGCUGUCCUUCAUUACACACCUGUUCUAGAUUUCCUUGGGGGUUUGAUAGGGAUUGUUUUUAGGGCUUUUACAGUGAUUUUUAGAAAGCUGACUUUUGAGCCAGUGCUGUAGCUUAAUGAGCUCCAGCUAAUGUGAAGACUAAACCCCUGCUUGGCAGAUGGCUGCCCCAACCACUGUUUGCAACUACCUAGCAACUGGGAGCGUUGCCAUACUGACACACACUGAGCCCGGUGAAGGGAAAAGAAAUCAGGGGGGUUUAAAUGUUUGUAUCCUGCCUAAUAAACAUUGUUUGUUUUGUAAUAAACGCUUUGUGGAUGGA